AUGUCGUUCCAGGCUACGCCAGCGCGCUCAUCGCGCAUCACCAAACCAAGGAGAACAAGCGCCGCUGCUACACUAGGGCUGAAGCGAUCCACGUCCUCACCAUCCAAAGCUAGUCCACGGAAGCGGUCCUUACCAUCUGAGCAAUCUAUCCAGUACGACGACGAUGAAGAGUUGGACGAUACGGGCAUUAUAGCAUCACUUGCCGAUGAUCUCAACCUUCGCGAUGUUCCCCAGUAUAUGGAGUACAUCCGCAACCCACACAUUGACGCGCUGAGCGCUUCAUCCACGAGGAUCGAACGGGAAAUUGCGGAGCUUGCACAAGCAGGCAUCGUGCGGCGCGUAACAAUCCCAAAUCGCGGUGCUGGUGCAGCAGCCGUUGGUGAUGCCUUCAAACCAGCUGAGCUCUCCGCCUUGACCGGCGUAGGCCUCCUCACAUCAGUUAAUCUCACAUCGACUUCAUCAUACUUUGGAUCUCCAGGCUCCAGUUCUCUGACGGCAAUAUCGUCAUCCGGUUCGCGCCAUUUUGCAGGCUCAUUGGAAGCCGUAGGCGGCGCUUCAGCAACCCAACACAUUCAUGGCGGCACAUCACUCAACUCUUCUCGAGCAACGCUAACCUCUUACAACUUCUCCCUCCCAAACACCGGCACGCACAUCAAACUCCUCGUUGAAGCACGAAACCAUCUUCUUGGCAUCUUGAAGAAGACCAAGUACAAAGAGAUGCCACUCGACAUCCUGAAAGAGAAAUGGGAUGGCGGUGUUGUGGUGCAUGGCGAGCGCGAAGACAGGAAGAAGGCAAGGGGAGAGUUCGCAGGCGUGUUACCUGGGCGCACAAAGAAGUGGAAGACAUUCUACGGCAUGCGCUUCGAAUGGAUUCUCGAAGAGUGCUUAGGGGCUGGUCUAGUUGAAUUAUUCGAGACUGGCAGUGUCGGCAGAGCAGUUCGAGCAACGAGAUAA
Parastagonospora nodorum SN15 is the source of this 954-nucleotide messenger RNA. RefSeq lists its product as hypothetical. Gene Ontology annotation, biological process: positive regulation of Ras protein signal transduction; protein phosphorylation. Bases 1 to 954 code for a protein of 317 amino acids. The transcript is spliced from 3 exons. The record is from RefSeq and is a predicted model, not a curated record. Lineage: Eukaryota; Fungi; Ascomycota; Dothideomycetes; Pleosporales; Phaeosphaeriaceae. Gene Ontology annotation, molecular function: protein serine/threonine kinase activity.